AAUAAAGAGCAAAACUUACGAAGAAUUCAAGGGGAUUAACAUCUAUUACUAUAUAUAGUACAUGAAAAGAUAACUUUGACCUUGUUUAGACAAUGUAACUUUCCGGCAUUGCGCCCCCCUAGCUCCGCCACUGGCCCUUGGUUUCAGUAAGUCAGCAACAAAUUAUGAAAGAGAAGAAUGAGAUCGCGAAAGAUGUCACAGAACUUAUCGGAAACACCCCUAUGGUAUAUCUCAACAAAAUCGUCGAAGGUUGUGAUGCCCAAAUUGCAGCCAAAUUGGAGUCAAUGGAACCUUGCUCAAGUGUCAAAGACAGGAUGGCAUACAGUAUGAUCAAAGAUGCAGAAGAGAAGGGUCUAAUUACCCCUGGAAAGACUGUACUCCUUGAGGUAACUGGUGGUAAUACCGGCAUUGGUCUUGCAUUUAUUGCUGCAGCUCGUGGCUACAAACUCGUGACAGUAAUGCCAGCAUCAUAUAGUCUUGAGAGGAGGAUUGUUCUUAAAGCUUUGGGGGCUGAGCUAUACAUCACAGAUCCAGCCAAAGGUAUAGAUGGUGAGCUUAAGAAGGCCGAAGAGAUACUAGAUAGGACGCCAAACUGUCAUUUUUUGCGUCAGUUCGAGAAUCCUGCCAAUCCAAAGACCCAUUAUGAAACAACUGGACCAGAAAUAUGGGAGUGCACAGGAGGAAAAGUUGAUAUUUUUAUUGCCGGGAUUGGGACAGGAGGCACAGUGACGGGAGCAGGAAGGUUCCUUAAGGAGAAGAAUCCAGAAAUAAAGGUAUAUGGAAUAGAACCAGCCGAAAGUGCAAUUAUAAAUGGAGGACAACUAGGGCCGCAUAAAAUCCAAGGAAUUGGUGCUGGUUUUAUCGCACCCGUUCUCGAUCUCAGCAUCCUGGAUGAAGUUCUUCAAGUAUCUAGUGAUGAAGCUAUUGAAAUGACAAAGCUUCUUGCAUUGAAAGAAGGUCUGCUGGUAGGACUAUCAUCAGGGGCUGCAGCUGCUGCGGCAGUAAAAGUAGCAAAAAAGCCAGAAAAUGCUGGGAAACUUAUUGCGGUCAUCUUCGCUAGUGCUGGGGAGCGUUAUCUUUCCACCGUGCUAUUUGAUUCUAUUCGAGAAGAGGUGGCAAAAAUGACUUUCGAGUAACUUUAUGCUUCUUUGGACUGAGAGAGAGAAGUUAUUUGUUGUUACUUGAGGUAGAAUGGGGAAGACGACUGACGUGUAACCUCCUAAAUGGGUGAACUAUUGUUCACAAAUACAAACAUUCUUACAUUUGAAUGAUACACAGAGCAACUAUUUGUUACCUCUCUUGUGCUAA
Messenger RNA from Lycium ferocissimum, 1308 nucleotides. RefSeq names its product cysteine synthase. The coding region runs from base 165 to 1136 and encodes 323 amino acids. Gene Ontology annotation, molecular function: cysteine synthase activity. The record is from RefSeq and is a predicted model, not a curated record. The transcript is spliced from 11 exons. Gene Ontology annotation, cellular component: cytoplasm. NCBI's taxonomy places the organism in Eukaryota, Viridiplantae, Streptophyta, Magnoliopsida, Solanales, Solanaceae.